This is a messenger RNA of Drechmeria coniospora, 1710 nucleotides long. RefSeq names its product cytochrome P450. The record is from RefSeq and is a predicted model, not a curated record. Gene Ontology annotation, molecular function: iron ion binding; oxidoreductase activity, acting on paired donors, with incorporation or reduction of molecular oxygen; monooxygenase activity. The transcript is spliced from 4 exons. Bases 1 to 1710 code for a protein of 569 amino acids. Lineage: Eukaryota; Fungi; Ascomycota; Sordariomycetes; Hypocreales; Ophiocordycipitaceae.
AUGGCCAUCGGCCUCGACACCCCCGCGCAGACCAGGCAGAGGCUCCAUGUCUUUUUCAGCGACGCCAUGCUGCCACAGUUACUCGUGACAGUGUUGACCGGUCUAUUCUGGUUGACGAACCGUGUCCUCGUCGGACUUGGGCUCUGCCUGGCAGUGCUCGUUCUGUAUCGGCUGACCCUACAUCCGCUGGCUGGCGUUCCUGGACCUCGACUGGCGGCCGUGUCGAACUUGUGGCAUGCGUACCAGGUCAGAAACGGUCGCAUGUCGGUGCUGGCCAGGACCCUUCACAAAAGGUACGGUCACGUCGUUCGAGUGGGCCCUAACGAGGUCUGGUUCGACAGCAAGGAAGCGUUUGAUCAAAUAUAUAGUAUGCAGCCCUGCCUAUCCUCGAUCGACAUGGUUGACCGCCGCAUACUCAUCGCCGACGCAGGCACCGGGAAAGGAUUCGAAAAGUCGGACUUUUACUUGUCGACCUGCCUCAACAGGCCGCGGCUCGACUGGAUGCUGCGACCACACUUUCAAGACACCUUGGAUUUGCUCUCGGAGCGAGACAUGAAGCGAUACCGUCUGCAGCGGAGGCUCAUAGGUAGGACCUACCACGCGUCCAACGUGAUCAAGUAUGAAUCGGCCAUCGACAAUGUUCUCCACCGUGCGACGGAGAAGCUGGCGUCGCUGCAGGGCGCCGAGGUUGACCUGAAGGAAUGGAUGCACAUCAUCACGGUCGAGUGUCUCGGCGCCUGCGUGCUGUCCUGGUCGCCGGGGAUGCUCAAGAACGGCACGGACCGGGGUACGAUAACGCACAGCUACCAAGGGUGGAGGCGGAAGAGCUUCUUUGGACUGUUCCCGACCAUGACCAAGCUUGAGCUGUGCUCGUCCAGCAUAGGCAGGGCCUUUGGUACGCUCUGCGGCGUCACGUACAAGACGCCGGAAAACUUUCGGCCAUUCUUCCCCGAUGUGGCGAAACGGCUCUCCCGCCGACUCAAGUCGGCUCUGCGGCUCCAUCGACCAAAGGGUGACGACGACUUGCUCGCCGACCUGAUCCAACUUCACAAGGAAAAACCCGAGUUCAACGAAACGUACCUCAGAAAGAUGGCCAUUACCAACUUUGGCGCCGGGCACGAGACGAUGGCUUCGACGCUCACAUCCAUCCUCGCCAUGGUCGGGUCGGAUGAGCAAGUUCAGAAAGUGGUGACGGCGGAGAUACGGCAGCAUUCCCGCGCAGCAGCUGCGUAUGCCGACGUCGCCAGGCUGCGGCAGACUCGGGCGGCCAUCAAGGAGUCGAUGCGGCUCCACCCCGUCAUCGGCAUGUCUCUCCCCCGCACGACGCCAUCCAGCGGGUUGCAGCUGCACGCACGCUGGUUCCCCCCGAAGACGACGGUCGGCUGCAAUCCCCUGGCGUUGCACCUGAACGAGGACAUCUUUGGGCCCGACGCCGACCGGUUCGACCCCUCCCGCUGGCUUGGGACCGAGGCGACAGGCUCGAGGGCCCGGACGAUGGACCGGUACAACCUUGGCUGGGGCGGCGGCUCUCGCACGUGUCCCGGGAGAAACCUCGCAGAGCUCGUGGUGUUCAAGGUCGUGACGGCGUUGCUUCUGCAGUUUGACGUGACGGCCGAGAUGCCGGCCGAGGACGCCCAGCGGACCUUUUUCCUAUCCAUGCUGACGGGAGUGAAGGCCCGAUUUCGACGAGCCAAGGUCGACGAGGACUAG